AUGCCUAACACAUCUCGCGUCUGGUUCAUCACCGGUACUUCCAGCGGGCUAGGUAAAGCCACUGUAGAAGCUAUCCUUGCUGCUGGAGAGCGCGUCGUUGCAACUGCUCGUAAGCCCGAAGUCCUCGAUUACCUCAAAGAUAAAUUCCCCUCAACUCAGCUCCUCGUACUCCCACUGGACGUUACGAACGAGACACAGAUCAAACUGGCAUUCGAAACGGCGAUCAAGCAAUUCGGUAGGCUGGACAUCGUGGUUAAUAACGCCGGUUACGCCGUCUUCGGUGAAAUAGAAGCCAUACCGGAGGAGGAUGCACGCAGACAGUUUGAGGUACAAUUCUGGGGGCCAGUGCAUGUUAUAAAAGAGGCAAGCACCGACUUGGCUCUCGCUGUCAAAAUAUUCAGAGAAGUGAAUCCCAGGGGAGAAGGUGGACGAGUAUUCAAUGUCAGCAGCGUCGGCGGUUAUAUGGCCAAUCCUACUCUCGCAUAUUACAGUUCUGGUAAAUUUGCAUUGGAAGCUUUCACAGAAUCUUUUCUGAAAGAAAUGGAUCCGAAAUGGAACAUAAAAGGCACCAUCAUCGAGCCUGGAGGUUUUGACAGCGAAUGGAAGGGCACUUCCGCCGGCCAUAUCCCACCACAUCCUGCUUACACGGAAGAUACGAAUCCGUGUCAUAUGUUCCACAAAAUCCACGAAAGCAAUGGUCCUGUUUUGGGGAGCGCUGCUCGUAUGGGGCAAACAUUGUACAAGUUGGCGGACGAGCCGACAUUGCCCCUGAGAAUUCAGUUUGGAAGUGAAGCCCUUUUUUUGGUCAAAACACAGGCCCAGAAGACGAUAUCGGAGGCCGAGAAGUGGGGCCAUGUAUCACGUUCAACAGACAAAGAGGACAUGGACGGCGAAGAAUACGUGAAGGGCUUGAUGGCUUCUGGGAACUUCAAUAGACUCAAAGACCAAUAG
Molecule: messenger RNA, 951 nt
Organism: Guyanagaster necrorhizus
Lineage: Eukaryota; Fungi; Basidiomycota; Agaricomycetes; Agaricales; Physalacriaceae
Product: NAD(P)-binding protein
Exons: 3
Coding region: 1-951 (316 amino acids)
Source: RefSeq, a predicted model, not a curated record